AUGCCUCCAAGCUCCUCUUCUCGCCCUAAAUUAGCCUCUAAUUCGUCCGAUUCUGGCCCUAUAUCGUUAAACCAUGCAGAGUCCCCGUUGACAAACCUUGUGCGCCGGACCUCUUCGCGAAGAGCACGCCAGACUGCUUCGGCCCUCGACCAGCAGCACAAGCAGGAUUUGCAUACGCCACCCAUUCAAGAGACGCGCGAGGAUCCCUAUAUCAAUGAAUCAACUGCCAACUAUAAUUAUAACCAUUCACCUCGGUCCUCGUCGCCCUCUCACGACGAGGUUUACGCGUAUGCGUACCAGCCAGAGCCUUCAAGCUCUGGUUCUCAAUAUGCUUAUGUUCAAUCAGACUCCAAUAAUGUGGUGGAUAACUACUACUAUGAGCCUCACGAUUCGCCGCCGCGCCGACAAAUGGCCAACCUCAGUUUAAAAGUCGAUACUUCAGGGGACAACUUGCUUGCAUCCAAUGGACUGCCAUCACCGUUGCUUCACAGUCACUUUGCUCGGGAUUCAUACGCUACUGCAUCAAUAUCUGAUCAACAUUCGUACUGGGACCCAGAUACUUCCGGCACGCGAUCUUCAACACAGUCCAGUAACUAUAAACAGUCAUCGAGGAGGGCUACACGGGAAGGAGAGGGUGAUUUUGAUGAUGAGCGAAGUGAUUAUGGUCGUUACGAUUACUUUGUGGACGACUCUUCCAGCAUGUACUCCUCAAGCCCGUCUCAGGGGCCUGCGCUAAGAGACUCAUGGAAUUCAACGGCGACAGGAGCGACCGUACGCAGGCCUGACUAUUACAUUCCUAAUGCAGACAUUCGUGGAGAGAACCAGUUGACAGGGUCAUCUGGUCCAACACCGACGGUGGUCGUUACGGAGGAGGGGAUAGAUGGGGCAGAGAGGGUAGUUGAGCGCAGUUCAUCUGUGCUGAGACCUGGUCCGGGACGAGCACCGAUUGUCCAGCCUGUCACUGCGAAUUUCUCGAGACCAGUGCGGGAAAGCUCGCACCCAGGGCAUGCACAGGGGGAAAGGGUUAAAGUUCAGGUCCCGCAAGAGAUGAGAGACCAGAAGUUGAAGGUGUUGGAGAGGAACGCGCGACGUGCACCGACGCCAACUGGAACACACCCGCCGUCUACGAUCCAAUCAUCGGCAAACUCGAGGCAGUCUCUAGAGAGCGUCCGGUCGGCGGCAACAAUAACAGAGAAGAAUAAUGCGGUCCCGACAAAUCCGCAACCUAUGAGAGCAGUCGAGCAACCGCUUCCCUCGCCUUCGAGCCUUUAUUCAAGCAAUUAUUCAUUUUAUCAAUAUGAAAGCCCUGUGCCAUCGCCUGUUGGAGCGGGGUUCGGGCAAUCGACGAAUUCUGGAAACAGACCUCAAUCCUCUCUUAAAGCUGCAGAUGCAGAGAAGGUCACAGGACCGCGAACGCCUCAGGAUUAUCUGCAGCUCGGUAUCCAACACCACGAAGCAAAUCGACUGGGCGAGUCAGCUCGGUGCUUCGAACGGUCAGCAAAUGAAGGCGGAGGAUGUGGUGUAGGGAUGCUAAUGUACGGACUGACGCUUAGACAUGGGUGGGGAUGCGCGAAGAAUGAGAGGCUUGGAUUUAAGUGGCUAAUGAAAGCGGCUGAGAGUGCCAUAGGCGAUCUGGAGAAUGUGAGGACCGGUGGAAGAACGAUUGAGGUUGGCGCUGUGCAGACAGAGCUUGUAUUGGCGAUCUACGAAGUCGGACAGUGCUUUUUUCAUGGAUGGGGUGUGGGUAAGGACCAGAAGAUGGCCGUGGUGCGUCUCCCACCUCUGAAGUGGUGCAUGUAA
Molecule: messenger RNA, 1800 nt
Organism: Psilocybe cubensis
Lineage: Eukaryota; Fungi; Basidiomycota; Agaricomycetes; Agaricales; Agrocybaceae
Exons: 1
Coding region: 1-1800 (599 amino acids)
Molecular function (GO): protein binding
Source: RefSeq, a predicted model, not a curated record